AUGACUCUACAAAAGACUCGCAUCCAUGAUUAUCUGAAAUUUAUGGUGGCUGUUUUCUUGUUGUCUUUGCCUCAUAUCUCCCCUUCUCCUGCUUUAGUCAAAACAGAGCUCGAUCUUAUUCUUCAUCGUGCUGUCUUUUUUGUCUCUCGUGGAUUCCGAGUAGGGAAAUUAGUCUUGCAAGAACUUAUAUUUUGUAGGGGGUUUUCUAUUUAUAUUUAAGGUACGCUUAAUAGUGUAUAGUUUAUUACCUUCAUUUUUCACUUAUUUUUCUCAGGUCUCGGGAA
Molecule: messenger RNA, 284 nt
Organism: Phytomonas sp. EM1
Lineage: Eukaryota; Euglenozoa; Kinetoplastea; Trypanosomatida; Trypanosomatidae
Source: the annotation of a GenBank genome assembly